AGAAAACAUCGAUGACGCCAAUCGAUAUUUCUCCAUCGGCUAACCGGCUCGUUUUUUGAUGAAUUAUUGAAAUAUAUUAUAUAAGGAUAAAUAAGGAUGAUGCGGAGUGUUAUCAAUCAAAUGCUGGGCCUCAGGCUUAGUACGACAGGCUGCAGUGUGACGAUUAACCAGGUGCGCGAAAAGGGCCACCUGAGCAGACCGCGACUCCGGAAUCCCCAGUGGUUUCUGCGCAAGGAGGUCACCAAAUACGAUGACCUGAUGACAGCGGAAAACAAGCAGUUUGUCAAUGAAUUGGGCAGUGAUAACUUUGGCGUUCCCGCUCUGAAAAAGGAGACUCUGGUCAGGACCAAGGAAUCCUCAGCAAAUGAGGCGGCCGUUUGGACGCCGAGCAUCCGGAGGUGCGGCCUUAUAGCCCGCAAAAUAGGCCAGUAUCCGCUGUGGCUGAAGAACGGCGAGCGGAUUCGCACCACGCUGCUGCAGAUUGCCGACAACCAUGUGAUCAGGUACAUUCCUCCCGAGGAAUAUGUGCCCGCCCAGCGGCCCAACGUCCACAAUCUGCACAAGCGCGGCUGCCUGCUCGUUGGCUCCGAGACCACGAAUCCGGCUCUGCUGACCAAGGAGUACGCGGGAUUGUUCCGCGACUCGGGUGUUCUGCCCAAGAAGAACCUGGCAAGAUUCAUCGUCUCACCGGAGGCCCAACUGGAGCCGGGAACUCCGCUGAGCGUGAAUCACUUUGGCAUCGGCGACUUUGUUGAUGUGCGCGGCAAAACCGUUGAUCAUGGCUUCCAGGGCGUGGUGAAGCGUCACGGCUUCAAGGGCAUGCCCGCCUCGCACGGCGUGACGAAGACACAUCGGCGUGCCGGCAACAUUGGCGGCGGUGGCGAAAAGGGACGCGUCUGGCCGGGCACCAAGAUGCCCGGUCAUAUGGGCAAUCGGUGGCGCGUCAUCAAGGGACUGCGUGUGUGGCGGAUAAACUCGAAGUACAACGUCAUGUGGGUGCAGGGCAGCUCGGUGCCCGGGCCCACCGGCGGCCUGGUCUACAUAUACGAUACGAUCCUGCCGCUGCGAAAGAACAAGGAGGCCCCGCCAUUCCCCACGUUCUACGGCGAAACGGAGCAGGCCACCGAUGAUGUGUGGUACGAGAAGGUGCACAAUUUCAAGAACGAGUCUAUAACAUAUGAAACCGAAUAAUAAUUAGGGCGUAGGGUAUUAUAGAGAGCUAAUUUGUUGUUUUGAAAAUAAAAGAAAUUAAUUUUAUA
Messenger RNA from Drosophila takahashii, 1259 nucleotides. It is a transcript of the gene mRpL3, whose product is annotated as mitochondrial ribosomal protein L3. Gene Ontology annotation, biological process: translation. Gene Ontology annotation, molecular function: structural constituent of ribosome. The record is from RefSeq and is a predicted model, not a curated record. Lineage: Eukaryota; Metazoa; Arthropoda; Insecta; Diptera; Drosophilidae. Gene Ontology annotation, cellular component: ribosome; mitochondrial large ribosomal subunit.